Messenger RNA from Arabidopsis lyrata subsp. lyrata, 2639 nucleotides. RefSeq names its product glycine--tRNA ligase, mitochondrial 1. Gene Ontology annotation, molecular function: glycine-tRNA ligase activity; ATP binding. The transcript has 8 exons. Gene Ontology annotation, cellular component: cytoplasm; mitochondrion. The record is from RefSeq and is a predicted model, not a curated record. Lineage: Eukaryota; Viridiplantae; Streptophyta; Magnoliopsida; Brassicales; Brassicaceae. Gene Ontology annotation, biological process: mitochondrial glycyl-tRNA aminoacylation. Bases 320 to 2182 code for a protein of 620 amino acids.
AUUGAGCCCACUUUGACACCCUUAGUUGGAAUCAAGUCUUGGUUUAUGUGUGUCAAAGGCCAUUGGGCCAUUAAGACAAUGUGGCCCAUCAUGUUAUUGGGUGUAGUGGUUUGACCGACAUUGUUCAAAAAAGUCAAGCUUAGGUAGUAUAUAUAAUGAAGAUCUUAACCAGAAAAAGAUUUAAGCUAAGAAAAGAACUUGCUAAACCUAAUCUUGAACAAAAGUAAGAAGUAUAAACAGGAAGAUCAAAACGCAGUUUGCCAACCAACCCUAAUACUCGUGUGAGCGGAGAACAAAUUCACUUUUCAGUACGAUUCCGAUGAACGCUACAGAACAGUCUCUUCUCCAUGCGUUUUCGAAGAAAUCUUCGACCGUCGAAGACCAGGAGAUGCCCAUCCGACCUCUCAAUGCCUCAAGCGCAGAGAAACCGGAGAUCGACGUUGCAAUUGGGGGUCUCUUCGACAUAUUGAAGGCUGAGAAAUCUGUCGUCGAGAAGGAGCCUGAGGCAUUCCGACAAGCCGUGGGCAAUAUUCUCGAGCGGCGUUUGUUCUACAAUCCAUCUUUCGAUAUCUACGGUGGCAUCACCGGACUUUUAGAUUACGGUCCUAGUGGCCGCCUUGUUGAACUUAAUGUACUUAGCCUCUGGCGUAAGUUUUUCGUUAAUGAGGAGGACAUGCUUGAAGUUGGUUGUUCAGCUUUAACACCAGAGAUUGUUUUCAAUGCAUCUGGGCACGUAAAAAAGUUCACUGAUCUUAUGGUCAAGGAUGAGGUAAAUGGAGCAUUUCACCGUGCGGACCACUUGGUCAAGGGUUAUUGUGAAAGUCGAAAGAAAGAUGUUACCAUCUCUGCUGAGAAAGCUGCUGAAUUGGACAAUGUUCUCGCUGUUGUGGAAGAUCUUUCUGCUGAAGAGCUUGGUGCCAAAAUAAAGGAGUAUGGUAUCACUGCUCCCCACACUAAGAAUCCACUUUCUCAUCCUCCUCGCCCGUUCAACUUGAUGUUUCAAACAUUCUUUGGCCCAACUGGUUCAUCUCUCGGUUACCUCCGUCCUGAAACUGCUCAAGGCAUUUUUGUGAACUUUAUGAACUAUUAUAAUGACAAUGGGAGAAAACUUCCUCUUGCCGUGGCUCAAGUUGGUCGAGUCUUUAGGAAUGAGAUAUCUCCUCGUCAAGGGCCUAUUAGAGCUCGCGAAUUCUUGCUGGCAGAAAUUGAACACUUUGUCGAUCCUGAGAAUAAGUCACAUCCCAAAUUCCCUGAUGUAGAAUUAUUGGAAUUCCUUAUGUUUCCAAGAGAAGAACAAGAAAAGUCUGGCCAAUCUGCUAAAAAACUUUGCCUCGGCGAAGCUGUUGCCAAGGGGACUGUCAACAGUGAAACUCUAGGAUACUUCAUUGGGAGAGUGUAUCUUUUCCUUGUCCAUCUUGGCAUAGACAAGGAACGGCUGCGUUUCCGCCAGCACAAAGCAAAAGAAAUGGCCCACUAUGCAGCAGAUUGUUGGGAUGCUGAAAUUGAGUGUUCAUAUGGGUGGAUUGAAUGUGUUGGAAUUGCAGAUCGGUCUGCUUACGACUUAUGUGCCCACUCCGAAAAAAGUGGCGUUUCUCUUGUGGCUGAAGCGAAAUUGGCAGAGCCUAAAGAAAUAGAGAAACUUGUUAUUACUCCUGUGAAGAAAGAACUGGGUGUUGCAUUCAAGGCAGAUCAAAAGAAUGUGGUUGAAGCUUUAGAGGCGAUGAAUGAGCAAGAAGCUAUGGAGCUGAAGGCAACCCUGGAAUCCAAAGGUGAAGCAGAGUUUGAAGUGUGUACCCUCGGGAAAAACGUGACCAUCAAGAAGAACAUGGUGUCAAUCUCAAAGAAGAGGACGGAAGUGCGCAAGCGGUUUUUCACUCCGUCAGUGAUUGAACCAUCGUUUGGUAUUGGUCGGAUUAUGUAUUGUCUCUACGAGCAUUGUUUCAGCACAAGGCCAAGCAAGGCGGGAGAUGAGCAACUGAAUGUGUUCCGUUUCUCUCCUCUUGUAGCACCCUUCAAGUGCACGGUUUUGCCGCUUGUGCAGAACCAACAAUUAGAGGAAGCAGCGAAAGUCAUUUCCAAACAACUCAAAUCUGAUGGCAUCAAACACAAGAUUGAAAUCACUGUUACGUUAAAACAGAUUGAAACUAUAAGUGCUUAUAUUUUCAAAAAGGAGCAACUAUAAUUGAGAAGAUUCACGCUUGUGUGUGUGUGUGUGUGAGUGUGUGUGAAUAGGUGCAUCCAUAGGAAAGAGAUAUGCAAGAGCCGAUGAGCUUGGUGUGCCAUUUGCAAUAACAGUGGAUUCACCGACAUCAGUCACGAUAAGGGAAAGAGAUAGCAGAGACCAAGUCCGAGUCAGCUUGAAAGAGGUAGCUUCCGUCGUGACCUCCAUGGCUGAGGGGAAGAAGACGUGGCAAGACGUCUGUGCAAGGUUGAAUGGUUAGGGUCGGGGCUGUGUUUACAAAUACUAAGCAGUAUUAUUUCAUGCAUGUUCUUGCUACUAAUGAAACCAGUUGUAAUUAACCUAGUUAAGAUUGUUAACUACAUACGUUAGAUAAACUAAAACUAUGUUAAGUGUGCUUUAAAAACUGUUAUUAUACGGAUUGAGAUGUUAUCACUAUACCAGUGAGGAAUUACGACCA